This is a messenger RNA of Amoebophrya sp. A25, 2347 nucleotides long. NCBI's taxonomy places the organism in Eukaryota, Dinophyceae, Syndiniales, Amoebophryaceae. The record is from the annotation of a GenBank genome assembly.
AAGGGAAAUCUUAGGCAGACAGAAUCAAAUGACAUUCAUCUGUCUACUGUUUGACAAAAAUUUUUCUGAGGCGCAAACGAUGUUCUUAAAAGAAAGACGACAACGAGAGGUGGCUUUUUUUACAAGGACUAUGAACUACAGUUGAGACGAACACGAGAGAGACCUAAUGCGGCUUUCCAUAUCGUGGAGAGGUUUUUUUGUUCUUUCUUCUGUGGUGGAGAGGCGACGAGGAUAGUUCUUUCUAAGAGGAUAGUUUUUUCUGUCUGCUUUCUACUUGUGUAUGCCUAGGUGCGGCAGCUUGAACGAGUGGCAGCGUGAUGAAUGAGUGCUUUGCUUGAACGGCCACUUUUGUCGACGCUGGAUCUGUUUCGUCUUGCCAGUAGCUUAGGAUGGCUACUUGAGAUGCCAUGAUGAUGAGUGCUUUGUUUCUGUUUUCUAAAAGUGGUCGUCCGUUUGUCUUCUUCAACCUCCGUUUCUAGCUCUAGUGAUGCUCAAAGUACCCCGUUUCAACCUACCCUUAAGCCCACAAAAUCAGCCUUGGGUAAAGCAGAGGAGCAUUUCCCAGGCCCGGAGGUAGUUUCCGGGUUUUCGUUUUUGGUCAUAGAUCUUUUGCAUCUUCUUCUUCACAUAAGAAAGAUGAGAAUUCAAAUGUUUUUGUCGAGAUAGUAGUAGAGAGACGACGUUCUGAGACGUUCAUCUAAUUUUAUCCGGCAUUUUGGUAGCUAUAAAACGUACUCGUCUACUACGUAUCUUAGGCAAGCUGCCGAAUAGAUUCGAGUCAUCAAGUGUGCGCUUAUCUUGAUCGUAGAAGUUGUACUACUUCUACUGUAGUUGCAAUACAAUACAAUUAUAAUCUCGCACAGAUUUCAGUGCAGACUGCCGCGCGGCAGAAUCAUAAUCAUAAUCAUAUUUUUAGAAUAAACAAGGGCCGUCCUAGCAAAAUGUCGUCUGUUGCAGGCAGUUUGUGUGAGAUCUGCGAUGCCAUCGCUGGGAAGUUUGGCUUGAAUCCUGAUGAGGUACUUCGCGUCGCUGCUGGACAGAUAGGGCAAGUUGGGGUAUUAAAUGGACAGAUAGGUGCUGGAGGACAAGUUGGGGGACGAUUAAAUUCGUUAGUUCCCAGUAGCAAAGUCCUCAGAAAAGAGAUCUCAGAAGCAUCGUCUCAAGUCGAGGACGAUGAUGAAGAUAGGACUGGGAGGCCUUUGAAUUUGAUGAACAAGGACGACGCAGGAAAUUCGAGCUCAUACCCUGAACUUUAAGGAGGCCACAAAUAAAAAGUAGAUGCCAGGUUUGAUGUAGAAGUUCUAUGUAUUCUUUUUUGAUUGAUAGAAGUCCUCGCUGUCGUGCUCAUAUUUUGAAUCCUCUAUAUGAUUGUUUUUAAAUGUUUUUAACUGUUCUUCAUAGCUUGCUUCAAGAAGUCACUAGCAUCUCCUUUAUAUAUUCCCAAAUUCGUUAACAAACUGUUCCUCUUCAUCGUCCUCGUACGACCCACUUCUAUACUUUCAUCUACAUUGAUGCGACUAGCACUAAAACUAAUGUUUGUUCCUUUCAUCUAUUAAGGUCUUCUCUUCAUCUAAUAAGAGUGUUCCGUGACCGAUGUAGUCGAGCUGCCUCGUGGCAAGAACUUGCAAGAUAUGACCCUUGAGGACCUGCAGAAGACGAUUCAAGCCCAAAAGAAGAGAUCCGUCACCGAGGAGGAUACCAAAGCAAUUCCGUUCCUGUUGAGGUUUUGCCUCGGUGAGUUCCAAUAUGGUCAAGGGACCGUAGCUGGAAGCGUGCAGUCGAAUCAGAACAGUCUCACCUCGAACCACAGACAGAAGUUACGUCGAGUAUUAUAUAUAAUGUCAAGGUGAGACUGCCUUUGAAGGUGAGACCUAUGGGGCUGACAGGACGACGAUAGCGCCGGCGCUUAGUUAGUUUUAGCAGUUAGCAGGAUGCCUUAGGAUACUUGUUGAUAGUGACCCUUUUCUCUUUUAUAUCUUCCGCUGGUCUGUCUUUUUUCUAGUUAGGUCGGCUCCACCACAAAUAUAUAAUGUCAAGAAUCCAUAUCCAUCUUUAGAUCAUGUACUUAGCUGCACACCCAACAUCUUUAGUAGAUCAUGUUGCUGCAUCUGUAAGUAAUAUUUUGCCUGUAGCAUCUUUUUUGAAAUGUUGUAUAGCUCUAACCAAGAAGCCAAUACUGAGUGGCACAACGUUUGGAGAUAAUUUGAGCGCUUCGAGUGGCACUCCUCCUGCUACUUUUACCCCACAACAACGCGCUGCUGCCGGUCUUACCACGGUUUUGGGUGUCGGAAGCAUCAGCAACAAACUAUCGAUUUAUGGCAUUGGUAGAAAAUUAGAAUUGCAAUAG